This is a messenger RNA of Tuber aestivum (summer truffle), 2499 nucleotides long. The record is from the annotation of a GenBank genome assembly. NCBI's taxonomy places the organism in Eukaryota, Fungi, Ascomycota, Pezizomycetes, Pezizales, Tuberaceae.
AUGCGCCUACUUCCAGUCCUUCUCCGUGUGCUACCUCUAGCACCACUCAUAUCUGCUCUUCCCCCCUCUCGGAGCGAUCCGAAUCUCAGCCUCCACCAGUUAUUAGACAUCCCCAUCAUCAAGGAUAUAGCUCCAAUUCUGAGUGACUUUCGCAGCGGGAGGAUAUUGGACGAGAUAAUUACGUAUCUCCUCACGCACAUUGAGGCCAAUUCAUUGUUCCCAGGCCUUCGACAAGUGCUGCAGCUAGUCAGGGACGGGAAGGCUGACCGGGCGGGCUACAGUCGGGGGCUCCUGAAGUCUAUUCAGGCACACCCGAAAUUCGCGGAGGCGUUUGCCUCGCUGGACAAUGAUCUACAGGAUAAGGUUACAGCGUUCAUGAAUGGGGACUCAGCGGAGAGAAUCGUUAAGAAAUGUGGGUUCUCCGUUCCUCUUAGCCCCGCAGCGAAGGAACAUUUUAAGAGGAUGCAGGAGUCUGGGAUUACCCCUAGUUCAAGAAGGUGGCUGAAUAGUAAGCGGGAGACGAGCCCGGUUAUCUAUGAGGACAACGCGAAUAGUAAGCCUAUGACCGUAAAUGCCCCCUUCUUUAACUACUGAGCAGAAUGAGUUGAUCGAGAAUUGGUAGGUGUAUACUGCUGCAGAAUUUGAAAACUGGGGUCUGACCGUCCAACAUACACCCUCUUAUACAUUUGUCCCUACUACUAUUGAGGGAGUCAAGAACCUUAUCAAAUGGGCCAAGGUCAGCAGCAAGCGUGUUCGUGCUGCAGGUUACAGACACACCUGGACAAAUAUGUAUUCCCAGGACGGCGAGAUCCUUCUCUCCAUGUUAGACUUGAGGACCGCAACAACAAUUCCAGAUUGUUCCUCCAUCCUGCCGAGCAAGGAUUACACGGGGAGCGAGUUCAAGCGUAUCGAGCUCGAGGCUCAGGACGUCCCGGGCACUAGUGAGAAGAAGAGGCUAGCGAGGAUCGGCGCUGCGGUCACCAAUGAAGAUUUCAGGAGAUGGGCUAUUGCGAAUAACGCUUGGACUACGCCCUUGAAUGUUGUCGUAGUCGAGUAUGUCUUUCACCCACUAACCAGCAGUUUUUCGCAAACAGCGCUGACAUGGCUAGAAUCACCUACGGUGGCUCAAAUGCUCCCAUGUGUCAUGGCGGAGGCAUCAGGCAUAAGACCAUCAGUGAUUUGGUCCGCAGAAUCGAAUAUGUUGAUGCCAACGGCGAACACCAGAGUGUCACCAAUCCAGUCCAACUCAAGGCUGCAGCUGGUUCAUUCGGCCUUCUUGGUGCACACAAUGAUCCCUCCCGCCCAUACUUCCCACUAUUAACAGCCCACAGGCAUUGUUACCCACAUCACUAUCGAACUGGACGCCAUGAGCUACGCCAACCUUCGGCCCCUAAAACAGGAAAUCGGUCUCGCCAUCCCUCCACCCAAGGACUUCAAAGUCCCUGCUGCAAUCCGCGAGGCCUACACACCUGCGGAACUAGAAGCUGCACGGCAAGACUUUAUCCAGAAAGCCGAAACCAACUAUUAUUCAGAAUGGUUCUGGUUCCCAUACCAGUCCAAAGCUUUUGUCAAUUGUUGGAAUAAUACCGAGGAACCAAGCGGGUUGAUAGACUACCCAACAUACCCAGAUUUAUUCCUGCAAUGGCUGGAAGGGUGGUUAGGUGGUGUGAUAAACGACGAUCCUUUAUUUAGAGCAUUCCCCGGCCGCUGGCAAGCGGUUAUCUUUUGUAUGCCCCUUCCCCUCAACCAUGUAUGAUACGACAAUAACACGAGCGAUUAUUACAAAGCAUCACUCGCAAUGCUCUCCUUACCGCCCAACGGACCCCUAAACUCGCAGAUAAAAACCCAUCUAGUCAACGCUCUCCAUUUCCGCCGCGGCAUACACAACAUGCGCGUCCGAGAUAUGGAAUUGCAGAUUCCGAUUCCGCCCCUGGCAUCAGACCCUACGAAGCCGGACUGGACCGUCGCCCAGCGUGCCUGGUGGGACGCUAUUGACGCUGUCUACGCCGACCCCAAGGCGCCCAUGCGUGUGGCACUAGAAAUGCGCAUUAUGGGAGACAGCGACGUCAUUAUGGCAGCGCAGACCAAUAAUAAAUUUGGAACGGUAAGUAUUGAAGUUUUGACAUCAAUGGCGGCUGCGGCGGAAGGGGUUUGGGAACCGUUCGUGCAGGAAAUUGCAACCAGGUGGAUGAAUUAUACCGGGCCUGAUGGGGGGUAUUUGAACACUAGGCCACAUUGGGCGAAGGAAUGGUAUGCUGUUAUCUCCUUUUUUUCGCUUCGUUUGACGAUGCGGAAACGGGAAAGGCUAACGGUGGGAACAGGGAUGGAAUGAAGGUCCGCGGCACUCCCUGGAAGCAGUAUCUUAGGGAGACCUCAUACAAGGAUGAAAUACCAGCGUUUAAGGAUGCAUUGGCACAGAUAGGUCAGGCACAGGGUUGGGGAUUGCAGGAUUUGAAGGACAGGUUUUCGGUGCCUUUGCUAGAUGAUUUAUUCUUCUAG